GGGCUCCAAGAGGGCGGUGAUUAUACCGUCUCGCUCUCCUUCUCUCUCCCAGUGCCUAUUAUCGGCUGAACCAAGGGGAGGGGAGUAGAGGAAGAGCGCGUGGAUCCCUUGCUUCUCUCCUCUCCGAUCCUCUCGUGUCCUCCCACAGAGAAGAAAAGAAGAAAAAGGAAAUAGAGUAAGGGAGGGAGAGAAAGAGAGAGCGGAUCCGCGAAUCUUGGAAGGCUCUCAUCGUCGUCAUCAGGUUUCUGGUUCCAUCGGAUCACCGAAGGAAAGUGAUUUGGAUUUGGCUGAUGCAUCAAGAGUAAUGAGAUAUUCUGUUUUAUGUCGGUCCUUGGACUGGCGUCUGAUUGUUUGAAGAACCCCUCUGCGCCUGCGAGGAUAAGAUGCCAUCUAUUUAUUUUUCAAGGAACAAAGGGCUGCAAGCUUCAUCAGAAUUCCUACUAGGCCGGGGCCAGAACUUCUUGUUUGGCAAUACCUUGUCCUUCCCGUCACAACCCUUCUCCACUCUUGGCCACAGCAUUGAUCAGCCUCCCCAGUCUUCUUUUACUGUCCUAAGAAAUUUCAUUACAGGUGAUCGUCGCAAGGGACCAUCUUUCCUUAUUGGAACGCUCUCUCGCACCUUUUCUGUGCUUUCUGUGACUGGACCUUCUUCCCAACCUUGUUUGCACAACACUGACCCUCUGCCUUCUGAGCCCAACCAAAGAUUUGCUUGCAGUUUAGUCCAGAGAAAUAUAAUGUCUGCUUGCAAUUCUUUAUUGGGUAGAGCUGAACUGGGUGCUCGGCAUCUGGAGAAUAUGAGCAGCAGUGGACAGAUUUUGAAUUCUGCGAUGCGAGCUGUUAUCUGUUAUAGCUAUAAAGGUCUUGAUCAUUGCAGAAGAAUAAGUGGUAGCUUGAGAAAUAGACAACCCUGGGGUACUAAUAUGGUCUACAGGUGUUUCUGGUCUAAUGCAACUGGGACAAGUUGGAAGUCUAAUUUUUCCUUAGAGCCAGGGGUACAAGAUUUUCAGUCGCAGUGUACAGUACCAUACUCUGCUGGGGCAGCCCCUGACGUGUCUCUGGAUGAAACUUCACAGGAAGAGCAGUUUGAAAAUUUAGCCGUACCCUUUGACCAAAAAGUACUGGGUGAUAGGUCUUUGAAGCUGCUUUCUGGAUCUUGUUACCUGCCGCACCCAGAUAAGGAAGAAACUGGUGGGGAGGAUGCUCAUUUCAUAUGUGUUGAGGAGCAAGCCAUUGGUGUGGCAGAUGGUGUUGGUGGCUGGGCAGACCUUGGAGUUGAUGCAGGACAAUAUGCUCGAGAGCUUAUAUCUAACUCAGUGUCCGCAAUUCGAGAAGAGCCAAAGGGGUCCAUUGAUCCAGCAAGGGUUCUAGAGAAGGCUUAUUCCAGCACCAAAGCAAAGGGAUCAUCAACAGCAUGCAUCAUUGCUCUUACACAUCAGGUGUGUGAAGAGUGGGGAAUAAGGGGCAUGGCCGGCAAGAGGCUUCCUUAUUGGCACCUUCAGGGUAUUCAUGCUGUAAACCUAGGGGACAGUGGCUUCAUAGUUGUCAGGGAUGGCUGUACCAUCUUCAGGUCACCUGUACAACAACAUGACUUCAAUUUCACUUAUCAACUUGAGAGUGGCAAUGGCAGUGACCUCCCAAGUUCUGCCCAGGUAUUUACCUUCCCUGUUGCACCUGGCGAUGUCAUCAUAGCAGGAACAGAUGGGCUGUUUGAUAAUUUAUAUAAUAAUGAAGUUACAGCUGUUGUUGUCCAUGCUGUCAGAGCCAGGUUGGGGCCUCAAGUGACAGCUCAGAAGAUAGCUGCACUUGCCCGCCAGAGAGCGCAGGAUAGGAACCGGCAAACACCUUUCUCAUCUGCUGCCCAAGAUGCUGGGUAUCGGUUCUACGGAGGCAAACUUGAUGACAUUACAGUUGUGGUAUCCUACAUCAGUGCAUCCAGUUCUUGAUAAAAAUCCAUUCUUCUUCUGUACAGCUUCGGAGGUGAAAACUGAUAUCGGUGCAUUGCAUGGAUUCAUCUACUGCUGUCCUUUGAAGCUCCUAUUUCAAGAGAAAUGAGCUUGUCUUUUGCUAUCAUGAUAGCUGGUUCAGUUACCCUUUCUAUUUGAGAUUUCACAUUGCUUUGUCGCAACCUUAAUGUUAGAACCUGUGUAAGUUCAGGCUGGCUUUUUCGCAUACAUUUUAAAUCAAUUCAUAAGGGUGGAUAGAAAAGGUUCCAUCUUCCUAUUUCAUUA
Phoenix dactylifera (date palm) is the source of this 2228-nucleotide messenger RNA. RefSeq names its product putative protein phosphatase 2C 55. NCBI's taxonomy places the organism in Eukaryota, Viridiplantae, Streptophyta, Magnoliopsida, Arecales, Arecaceae. Gene Ontology annotation, biological process: protein dephosphorylation. The record is from RefSeq and is a predicted model, not a curated record. Gene Ontology annotation, molecular function: protein serine/threonine phosphatase activity.